Molecule: messenger RNA, 1283 nt
Organism: Amphimedon queenslandica
Lineage: Eukaryota; Metazoa; Porifera; Demospongiae; Haplosclerida; Niphatidae
Product: extracellular protease-like
Exons: 2
Coding region: 84-1154 (356 amino acids)
Molecular function (GO): metalloendopeptidase activity
Source: RefSeq, a predicted model, not a curated record
GUAGUGAAUCACUUCUCACUAAAAGAAGAAAACAUCUUACAAGAAAAAGGAACACUGUCUAUAGUAUAUCAAGGAAAGGAAUCAUGAAGACUCUCCUCUCACUCUUCUGUCUGGUUACUUACCUGACCUGUGCUCUGAGUGCUAAUGGCUGGCCAAUCUCUCUUGACAUGGCUUGUGGUAAAGCACUUUCUGCAGUUGCUUGCUCUUUUGAGUUUACCAACAAUGCAAAUGAGGAUCUUUAUCUACUGAAACGUAACACUCCUCUUGAAGGACUCAACUCUGAAUUUGUUUCUGUCUCUCUUGACGGUCGUCCACUGGAAUAUGAAGGUAUUAUUAUGCGUUGUGCCCCUCCUGCAAAGGAUGAGUUUGUACUCUUGAAGGGAGGUGAGAGCAUUUCUGCAUCUGUCCAAAUCACUGAUAUAUUUAGCAUUGAUACUGAUGGUCUCUACACUGUACAAUACAGUAGACCUUUACAGUAUUUGUCAGUGAAUGAGAUGAGUGCAAUGUCUAUUCAUCAGCUCAGGGGAUCAUUUGUACGUGAAUCCGUUCAACUUUAUUUGGAAGACACUUCUGUUCUCUCGAAACCAAAGAUAGAAGAAGUAAAAAUUGAUUACACUGUUCACAUUGAAGCCUGUGGCAGUGCUAGUUUCUCUAAUGGCAAUGUUAACAACAGUAAAACACUGGAUGCUCAUAAGAAGCUCUGCGCUGGAACUGAUAGAGCUAAAAAUAAAGUUGGUAAUAUUACUGUAUCUAUUACAUGGUUUGGUAGAUACGAUGCUGGAAGGACAGCUACAGCUAAGAAAACAUAUACAGAUGUAAAAAGUGGAAUAACUAACAAUGUUGUAACAUACUACAACAAUGGCCCGAGAUGUGGUGCUAAAACCUAUGCCUAUGUAUUGUCGAAUGUUAAAAAUACCGUCUAUCUUUGUAACUUGUACUACAAAUCUCAAACAUAUUGCAGUACAUCUGCUGAAAGCAAGGAGGGUACUCUGCUUCAUGAAUGGUCUCAUAGUUAUGCCGGUCGUAUUGACUAUAAGUCUGGAGGUACUGACUACUAUGGUCGUUCCAAGUGCAAGGAGUUAGCUAAAAACGAUCCUGCUAAUGCAGUCAAGAAUGCUGAUAAUUACUGUUAUCACUAUUGUGAUGCUCAGUAAUAGAGCUCAGCAGCUAAAAGCCAAGAACUUUUGGACUCAUGGAACACUAUAGGACAUGUACAGUUUAUUUUUGCUGCUUUAGGCCUCUUUUUGUUUAACUGUAAUAUUACAUUUUUGAUUAGUCAAUUA